AUGCGCGAGCCAAACAAAAUGGCGGCAUCGAGUGGUGGUGGAGUUGUGUUGGAGUGGCGGGAGCUGGAGAGCGACCCCGGGCUCUUCUCGCUGCUCAUAGAAGACUUUGGAGUCCGCGGUGUUCGGGUGGAGGAAGUCUACGACAUCUCCACGCGGCUGAGCGGGAAACAAGUCUACGGUUUCGUGUUUCUCUUCCGCUGGGAGGGAGACAGACGCGCUAGGAAGAAGUCCCUGGCCACCUACGACACGUUUGUGACCGAGGAAGAGGUGGUGAAUCGGAUCUUCUUCGCCAAUCAGGUCGUCACGAACUCGUGCGCAACGCACGCGCUUCUCAGCGUCCUGCUAAACUGUCCUAGGAGCCUACAGCUGGGCUCGCUACUCACCGAGUUCAAGAGUUUCACGGCGGGUAUGUGCCCCGAGGACAAGGGGCUCGCCAUUGGAAACGUGGCUGAGCUGGCGAGGGCACACAACAAGCAUGCCAAGCCGGAGCACGUGACUCCACAGGUGAUAAACAGGGGCAGGUCCUCCGUGGUGUCUUCUGCGCACGCACUCCAGCCAGAGACCUACCAUUUCACCAGCUACGUCCCGAUCAGCGACCGACUGUUCGAACUAGAUGGACUCAAAGACUACCCUAUAGACCACGGCCCGUGGGGCGAACAGGAAGAGUGGACCGAUCUCUUCCAGAGGAUAAUCUCCCACAGACUCUCAAAGGCAGAGAACAUUCUGUUCAACUUGAUGGCCGUCGUCCCCGACCCAGUCCCGCAGCUGUCUCGAGAGCUGCGCUGCCUCCACGACCAUCAGAAGGAGCUGCUGCAAGCGGCUCUCUCCCUGGCUAAGAAAGAGGUGGAGGGAGGGAGGUUUCUUGUAAAUGGUACUUGCAAAGACGGUGAUGAUGCACCGUUGGACGAGGAAUACGCCAGAGAGUGCAAGUUGCUGGAGGAGGUCUCGAAGAACGAGCUCACAUCCGAAGAGGAAGUGGAGAGGUUGUGCGAGCUUGCAGAAACGGUGGAUAAAACUCAGGCCGAGAGACUCAGGAUUGCCGUUGCUCGCGUGGUGCAAAACGACCUCCACCUGGAAGCGACAAAACUCAAACUGAACGAGGAGAUAGAGACGAAGCAGCGCUACAGAGUCGAGUUCUCACGGAGAACCCACGACUACUACCCGUUUAUCACUCAGUUCCUGAAGAUGCUGGUGCACAACGAGCAGCUCCCGGCGAGACUCUUGCGCAAGCCGUCGGCCUCCCAGGAGGGACGUCGCGGGAGUGGCUCUGUAUGCCGCAGAAAGAGACCGCCUCGACAGAGACCCUCCAAAUCAAAAACUACACUGCUACUGAACGGGACCAGAGUCACUUCUUGA
Molecule: messenger RNA, 1356 nt
Organism: Geodia barretti
Lineage: Eukaryota; Metazoa; Porifera; Demospongiae; Tetractinellida; Geodiidae
Source: the annotation of a GenBank genome assembly